UCCUCCAUUCUACAGAUAUUCACUCUACGAGUAAAACGAUAUACUUGUAUAUGACAAACAGAUAGAUUGAGAAACCUAAAUACAAUAUUACCACUCUCAAGCCAGCUGAAGCUACCUCGAAUUUAGUGCCUAGCUUAUACGCAACCUUAGCGAACUUGUUGCUCAUGACGAAUCCGCAUUCAAUUCAUUAAAAAAAAGUGAGAAAGUAAUUUAUUGUGUCGUCGCGUCGUCCGUCGGUUGUACAAAGUUCAUAGAAAAAUAAAAUAAAAUGGAUCAAAAACAUUCCAUGAUGUAUCCAAGUCUGACAGGGCGACCAGGUCAAGCGUCAUCUACGUCACAAAAUAAUGCAGAGCCGCCGGUGGAAGCGCCACCAUCGUACGAUAUGGCGAUGGGCGCUCCUUCCCCAUCCACUCAAAUUGGCUUUCAGAACCCAUCCCAAUAUCAUCCACCUACAAUCAGUGGUGGCUUGGAAAGUUACAAUGUCGAUCCAAUACAACAUCCCGUAGCCGUCGAAGAACCAGAAUCUGAAUCUCUUAAACUGGGUCCCAGACCGUCAAAAAUCACUUGUCCUGAAUGUGGAGAACGUCGGAGGACCCGAAUGCAUUUUACGGCCAACCGAAGGACCCACAUAUUUGCUGUGGUUCUCUGUCUUGUAGGAUGGUGCUGCUGUGCAUGUACUAUACCCUAUUGCAUGAGGAGUUGUAAGACUGGUCAUCAUUAUUGUUCCAAGUGUAACAGGUUCCUAGGUUCAUACGACCGGAAUGAUUACUGAAUCGAGAACAAAAUCAUCAUCAACAACAACAAAAAC
Messenger RNA from Eupeodes corollae, 808 nucleotides. RefSeq names its product lipopolysaccharide-induced tumor necrosis factor-alpha factor homolog. Gene Ontology annotation, molecular function: zinc ion binding. Bases 269 to 772 code for a protein of 167 amino acids. The record is from RefSeq and is a predicted model, not a curated record. Lineage: Eukaryota; Metazoa; Arthropoda; Insecta; Diptera; Syrphidae. The transcript is spliced from 3 exons.